AUUGGAUAAUCUCUUGCACUUUCCUUUUUCUCAUUUCGUUAAAUUAUUUCUCCAUAUAUAUCAUUUAUUCUAUCCUUGGUUUGUUUUUUUAUUAGCAAUCUUGAGCACAAAUUUUUUUAGCACUCAUGUUUUCUUGAAUUUCUCUUCCAUAUCUAAUCGUUAACCAUCAUUAUUCAUUAUAAAUUCUGAAGGGUUAUAUACUGCAAUUAAUAUUUAAUACAAGAACUGUUUGCUGAUGAAAAUGUUGUCAAAUGCAUCCAUUGAUGAGAAGAAAAGGAAGAGUGUGAUGUCAAAUCGAGAAUCUGCAAGACGAUCAAGAAUGAGAAGGCAAAAGAAGGUGGAUGACUUGAUCAAUGAGAAAGUUGAGUUAGAGAAAAGGCUACAUGAAGAUAAUCACAAGUACGUCGCUAAAUGUAAAAUUUUUUUAGUUCUUGAAUCUGAGAAUGAAGUUCUGAGGGCUAAGAAGAUGGAGUUGAUACAGUAUUUGAAGUACUUGAACCAGAUUCUUAUCAGCUUUAAAGAAACCGAGUCCAAUGAUAGUCUUCAAGUUUCAGAACCAUUUAUGAACUUGUCUAAAGGUUUAUGAUCCAGUUCAGCCAGUCACAGCUUCUGCAAUGUGCAAAUUCUAGCUGUUUAUAUAUAU
Messenger RNA from Hevea brasiliensis (rubber tree), 643 nucleotides. Its product is annotated as bZIP transcription factor 53-like. Gene Ontology annotation, molecular function: DNA-binding transcription factor activity; transcription cis-regulatory region binding. The transcript has a single exon. Gene Ontology annotation, cellular component: nucleus. Gene Ontology annotation, biological process: positive regulation of DNA-templated transcription. The coding region runs from base 236 to 586 and encodes 116 amino acids. Lineage: Eukaryota; Viridiplantae; Streptophyta; Magnoliopsida; Malpighiales; Euphorbiaceae. The record is from RefSeq and is a predicted model, not a curated record.